Molecule: messenger RNA, 1731 nt
Organism: Adineta steineri
Lineage: Eukaryota; Metazoa; Rotifera; Eurotatoria; Adinetida; Adinetidae
Source: the annotation of a GenBank genome assembly
AUGGCAUCGGUCGGUUCUAUUAAAUCACUUACGGCAGCCGAUAAACUUCGUGAUCUUUUAUCACAAUUAGACCGUCAUGAUUCUCCUACAUCACCAAUACAUCAUUCGAGUUCAUUAAAAGCAUCAAAAGAUACACCAAAAUCAAAUGAACUCUAUAUACUUGUUCAAGCCGGUGAUGAGAUAAGUCAUCGAUUGAGAGAAGAAAAUGAAACAUUACGUGAUGAUAAUACCAAACUUCGAUCAAAUGUUGUUACUAUAAUCGAAGAAAAUAAUCGAUUACACGAAGAAAUUCGUAGUACAUUUGUUUCUGAUAUGCUUCGUUUAAUUAAUAUGGAUGAUGGACAAUCAAUGACUGAUAAAGAAUCACAAAUUGCUGAUCUUUAUACGAAAAAAAUGCGUCAUCUUGAAAUCGAACUUAAAGAUGCAAAAGAAAAAUUAAGUACAUAUGAAACCGUUUGGCAAGCACCCAAUGAUCUGAUGAAUUGUUUAAAAUGUGGAGCCCUCCUACCAUUUAAUCAACAUACAACUGAACAUAAUGACAAAUUUGCUGAUAUUAUAACUGAAAAUGAAGCUAAUAAACGAAAAUUACAACAAUUACAAAGUAAAUUUGAUGAAAGUCAACGUAAAGAAGAAGGAACAUUAGCAAAAUUACAAGAAUGUAUUCAAAUUGUUGAACAAAAUCAAUUCGAAAAAAAUGAAGCAAUUGUUGAACGUGAUCAAAUUAAAAUCGAACUUGUUGAAACACAAAAAAGAUUAAAAAAAUUCCUUGAUGAAAUGAAUGAUAAGAUUCAUAUUGAAAAACAAAAUAUUGAAAAAUUAUGUGAAGAAAAAUUAAAAGAAAAUGCUGAAAAGAUGCGACAAGCCGAAGAACGAUGUACACAAUAUGAAUUAACAGUUGAUCGAUUAGCUAGAGAAAAAACUUCGUUAGCAGCUGAUUUAGAUGCAUGGAAAAAUCGAAUUCACAGACAAGAACUCGAUUUAAGCCAGACUUCUGAUUCUGUUAAACUUGAAAUUCAAAAAGCAAUGCGUGAACGUGAUCAAGCAAAUACGAAUACGAUGCAUAUUCGAACAGAUUUUGAAAAAUUAUUAUUGCAAAGUAAUCAAGAUACACUACAACUUCGUCAUCAACUUGGUUCUACUCAAAAUCGUUUGCAUGAUAUUGAAGGUGAUUUACUUAAUUCAAAAAAACAUUGUCUUGAAUUAACAGAAGAUAUAAAUCGUUUAACUCGAGAAAAUUUAAUGCUAAAAAAUGUAAAACAAACUCUUGAACGAUCACGUGAAGAAAAUAUCGAUGCAAUAACUGUUAUAUUAAAUAAACGUGAACAAGAUUAUCAUACAAAUAUUGAAAAACUUGAUAUAGAACGUCAUCAAUCAUUAUCGUAUUUAGAAGAUCUUGUUUGUAAUCAAAAUUCUAUAUUAAAUAAAUUACGUUUACAUUCUCGACAAUUAACAAAUGAAAUUGAAACAAUACUUGAACAAAAACAUGAAAUUGUUCAAGAAAUGACUAUUGAAAAUCAAGAAUUACGUAUGAAAUUAUCAAAUGCUUAUGAACGUCUUGAACAAACUGAUACACAAUUAUUACAACAUAAUGAUACACAUAUUAAAUUAAAACAACGUCUUAUAGAAUUAAAUAAUAAAUUAAAAGAAUAUGAAAAUAUUAUCAAUAAAAUUAAAACACAAGAUUUAGUCGAUUAUCAACAACGACUUUCUUUAAUGACACAACAUAGUUAA